AUGUCGACGGCACCCGUCCACCUAAUAUUCGACAAUGCUCCCAACGCUAUAGAGUUCAAUCCACCAGAGGCAUGGACGGAAGAGGUGGUCAACAUCGACAGACAGGAAUAUGGGAAUAUAUGGGGUGGUAAUAAUGCAAAUAAGCCCUACGUGCUGGGCAUGCACCAGACCCGACCUCCAUUCAGGCCCGACAACCAGACAGCGGAAGUGAGGGUGGUGUUUUCUGAGGGAGCAGCCAAUUCCUCUAUCGAGCUUUACGGACGAUCGUACACCACAACCUCGUCAGGAAUCUCCGCAGAGAACUUGGCGAUAACCUACCAACCCACCGACCAACAACCUGACGUUGCCUUCUCUCAAGAUGCUUUCCUGGCUAUCAACUUUGGAGUCGUAGCUGCAAAGGAGGACGCGAACCUGAACGGAAGCCGGAUCAUCGUGGACGACGUCGAUACUUCUCAGCUUCUGUACUUUGGUGAUUGGAGGGAAGACAGCGGAGACGAGUUCGCCGAGCGGGAAGAUUUGGCCGACGCCAAUGCGGCUCGGGUUCGUGUUGGGCCACGGAUCUCCUAUAGAGGAACCAGGCAUACGGCCUCGACUGUUGGUAGCGGGUUCAGGUUCCGUUAUUAUGGCAGCAGCAUAGAAAUGCACGGCUGCGUCCACCUUACGAGACCAGGCGCAUUAAUGGAAGUGCGCUGGAGUGUAGAGGAUCCGGGUGAAGAGCCCACAGAGGCGUACGGAAUCCAUCGAGAAUUCGAUCCCGAACGGGAUGGCAGUAACACGACCCACUGCGAGACCAAGUUUCUGCGGAGCACACACAGUGAAGAGCCGGUGGAGAAGAUUAUCACCAUGAACAUCGUCAAUUCCCCGGACCCUUCGUCUGCGAGCUUUUCCUUCGAUUACUUGGUUUAUAACCCUGGCUUCGAAUCACUCUCGGACAAGCCUGAAUGGGACAUUGAGCAGCUGGAGCCGGGCUACUCGUGGAAUCGGACUUCGAAAGGCACUAUCAUUGGGGCCAGCGUUGGUGGAUCCCUUGGUUUCUUGCUCAUUGUCGGCUUGAUCAUCUUCUGGUUCCUUAGGAGAAGAAGGAGACAGAAUGCGCAAAUCCGAGGGAAGGCGUCAGGGUAG
This is a messenger RNA of Coprinopsis cinerea okayama7#130, 1122 nucleotides long. RefSeq lists its product as hypothetical. The coding region runs from base 1 to 1122 and encodes 373 amino acids. The record is from RefSeq and is a predicted model, not a curated record. The transcript is spliced from 3 exons. NCBI's taxonomy places the organism in Eukaryota, Fungi, Basidiomycota, Agaricomycetes, Agaricales, Psathyrellaceae.